This is a messenger RNA of Bicyclus anynana (squinting bush brown), 3711 nucleotides long. Its product is annotated as octopamine receptor beta-2R-like. NCBI's taxonomy places the organism in Eukaryota, Metazoa, Arthropoda, Insecta, Lepidoptera, Nymphalidae. Gene Ontology annotation, molecular function: octopamine receptor activity. The transcript is spliced from 6 exons. Gene Ontology annotation, cellular component: membrane. Bases 525 to 1682 code for a protein of 385 amino acids. The record is from RefSeq and is a predicted model, not a curated record. Gene Ontology annotation, biological process: adenylate cyclase-activating adrenergic receptor signaling pathway.
UAGUGCGCACGUACUGCGUCGCCGUCGAAAAUAAUGAAGGCGUAAAAAUUUGUCGCGACAGACAACUAUUUUUGUCGUCCGAUCCAAAGCAUUCAGUGGAUUAUGAAUUAAUGGUGACAGUGGGGAAUUUCGUCGAAUGUUCUAGUGUUUUGUGUUAGUGCUAACCAGAGGGGAUAAUUUAUAUGUGAUCGUAUUUAUCCUGCAGUCAAGUAGUUCAAAACAUCAUCGGCUGAAAACCCCGCGUUCCAGAGUUUAUGGUUAAAGAAGCUAUACAGACAACAGAAGACGACGUACUCAAUAAAUAUGAAGUUAUUAUAGCUAAAGAUGUAUGUAAGAAGAACUUUGGAAGUAGGUUCAGAGACUGUUAAAAAGAAAAAAAUGAAAACCUGCCUUGCUCAGAUAUCGUUAUAUUAACUUGUGUGAGAAUGAUCUAUGCAAAGGUAUCAAGAAUACGGACUGUGGUAGUUUGUGACAAUGAAACUAGUGUAACGAGAUUUAGGCAAGAAAGAUAAAGACUGCCCCUUAUGGAUCAAGUAAAUGUGACUCGGAACCUGACGAGCAAUGCGACGGAGGUGGAAGGCCAAGAAUGGACGCAGACAUGGAUGUUCAAGCUGCGGACAGCAAUUCUGCUACUGAUCGUGAUUAUGGCUGUGCUGGGGAACAUGUUGGUGAUAGUCAGUGUCAUGAGGCACAGAAAACUUCGUGUCAUAACAAACUACUUCGUGGUAUCCUUAGCUUUUGCGGAUAUUCUCGUCGCCAUGGUCGUCAUGCCCUUUAACUUCAGCGUGCAAUUCUACAACGAAUGGAUUUUCGGCUCCAUCAUCUGCGAUCUCUGGAACUCUUCUGACGUAUAUUUCACAUCCACCUCAAUCCUGCAUCUAUGUUGUAUAUCCGUUGACAGAUAUUAUGCAAUUGUCAAACCUUUGAAAUAUCCAAUCAAAAUGACAAAAAAAAUGGCGUUUGUAAUGUUAGCAGCAACAUGGCUCAGUCCCAUAACAAUAUCAUAUGCCCCAAUUUUCAUGGGCUGGUACACAACGAGUCACCAUAUACAAACGCGAAAAUUAAAUGAGUGCGAAUUCAUAGUUAAUAAGCCAUACGCUGUAAUAUCCAGUUCUAUAUCGUUUUGGAUACCAUGCACUAUUAUGAUAUUUACCUACUUCGCCAUUUUCAAAGAGGCGAAUCGCCAAGAAAAGGCGCUCCACGCGAGAGCUGGCAAUGCAAUGCUUAUGCAUCGCCACUCAAGAGACGUGGGCGAUAAAAAUGGACUACAUAUCAAUGCCAAUACUCCUACCAAAGAUAAAAAUAUUUUGAAAAUGAAACGCGAACACAAAGCGGCGAGAACGUUGGGGAUCAUAAUGGGUGCAUUUAUCCUCUGCUGGCUUCCAUUUUUUCUGUUCUACUUGUCGACGUCUUUGUGCGACACUUGUGAAUACCCCGACGUAGUGAGUGUGAUCAUGUUUUGGACUGGUUAUUUUAAUUCCGCGUUAAAUCCGAUCAUUUACGCGUAUUUCAAUAGAGACUUUCGCAACGCUUUCAAAAACACAUUGGCGUGUGCGUUUUGUAGUUUCUGCCGCCGCGGGUCUCACGAUUCGGAUGCAUUAGAACGAUUGGAUCGACGGGCUUCGGCGCAGUUGAGAGUGCCUAUCCCUUCUAGAAGAGCGUCAGAUCUCGCAUCUCUUUGAAUAUCGCCACGGCGUGACGAAGUGACAGCCGUAUGACAGGCCUAGUGUCUCAACGAAAAUACUUUACGACGUAACUAAUUCCGUAAGUGACUGAUUUAAGAACAAUGUAAUUGUUGAUGUAAAUAUUUUUAAAUGAAUCUCUCUAUUUUGAAAUGGUAGACAUAACCUUCGAAACAGUAAUUUUUAAACUUCAAUUUAUGAAAUUAUUAGUGUUCUCACAAUCUAACUCAAAUAACCAUAGGUGUUAUAAUGAUAUUUAUUUCGGUUCCUAAAUGUUUUCGGUUUUUUUAAUGUAUGUAACUUUUAUGAAUAACAUUUAUAGAUAAGAUAUUAUUUUUAAAUGUACAUAGAUUGGUGUGUAAAUAAUUAGUAAUUACUUGUAGAUAAUACCUAUUCUGAGAAUGGCAGAAUUUUAGGCCUAAAGCUUAAAAGUUUAACACAUUUGAAAGGCCAAAGAUACAUUGUAUAUAUUUAGUAUAACUUGUACAUGAAAUUAAUUUGAAAUUAAUUUAUUGUAAAAAUCUCAAUGUUCAUAAAUGUAUAGUUGUGUAAUGAUUACUAGGAUAAGUAGACGAAAGAUCAAAUUUUAUUUUUAAAAUUAGUUUAAAUGUGUACAAUAAAUGAGUUUUAAAACGAAUUAAUAUAAAUAAUUAUUUGCAUGUGUUAUAGAAUUGUAAAUGGAUUAAUAAAAUUCUCGCUUAGACAGUAAUAGUUCACAGUAAAAUAGGUAAUGAUGUUAUGUGGAUGAUAGAUUAAUUACUAAUUCAAAUUGACAGUAUUGCAGUUAGACAAGAAUAUGCUUAAACUGUGUAUUUAAUUUUAUUUUGUUAACAUUAUUACACGAAAUAGUAAUUUUGUACACAAAAAAAUAAGUAUAACAGAAUAAGAAUUAUAUAUAUAAAAUUUAAUUCUUAAAUCUUAUUAACUUGUUUGAAACUCACCAAUUUAACAGAAAAUUUCACUUUCCAGCUUUGUAUUGAACUAAUGAACAAUUCCAACUUUUUGUUCAAUUUAAAUAAUUUCAAAUUCGGCAUUGGUUGGACCUCUUUUCACCAACGGAUAAGCGGUAAAUUGUAAUUUCGACGGUAAAGUUUUGUAUAGCCAAAGGCGUUCAACUUGUAAAUAAAGUUAGGGGUAAACUUAGAAACGUAGAUAAUAUAAGUAGAUUAAGGAAAGAUAAUUUAUAGAAUAAAGAAUUUCAUUUUAAACAUUAAUAGAGAGAUAAUAUGAUAAUGAUCAUGGGGAGAAAUAACGCUUCAAUAGAAAAUCGAGUUUUAAAAUAUUUGAUGUGCUAUUUAUUAACUAUAUAAACAGACCGAUUAGAUUUUGGUGUGUUGAUGUCGUGUUUACCAAUAUCUGUAGACAUUUAAAUACUAACCUUGACUAAUUCGAUGGAUAAUUGCGAUUCACGUCGAAAAAUUUUGGGCAGCAUGAAAUUACGAUCGCUUUUUAAAUGGAAAUCAGUACUAAAUGUGCAUUAAACAACAUAAAAAGACUACUUAGAAUAAACAAACAUAAGAUCACAGAAAUAAAUAUAUAUUUAUAUCUUUAGAAGUCUGACAACAAUAAAUGAAUUAACUAAUAAAUUUGUUCAUUUUUGGUAUGUCCAUAUUUGUUCAUUACGUAUUGCACAAUAAUUUAACCAAUAAAUUAACACUUGAUUGAUCUAGCGUUUUUACGAAAAGACAUUAUUCUGCUUUUGUACCUUAUCAUAAAACCAAUUAUGAAAACAAUUUAAUUAGAUAAUUAAAAAUCAUUCAAAAAAUUGAAAUAUUACGCAAAUACGUAAACGGCAAAGCUGCUCAAAAUUUAAAUUGACGCUAAAUUUUAGAUUUAAUAUUUUCUUCGGUGUUCAUCUUAAUUCCUCAUAAAUAAUAAUAUCUGUCUGUCGAUGUCCAUAAUAUAGAUGUCUUUGCUUAAACUCUGCGAUCUCAUAAGAACUCUAGGCUGAUGAAAGUUUCAGCGUUUCGGACCGAUUUUUAAAAUAAACUUACUGAUUUAAAUAUUUUUUUUUAUUAUUAUUAAUAUU